This is a messenger RNA of Staurois parvus, 300 nucleotides long. The record is from the annotation of a GenBank genome assembly. NCBI's taxonomy places the organism in Eukaryota, Metazoa, Chordata, Amphibia, Anura, Ranidae.
GCUGAUGUUAUAUGGCUGUCAUUGAAACAUAAGCCACAGAACCCACAGCAGACAGGCAGAUGAAAUGCUAGUACUCAGCAGACAUAUGGGACCAGAGAUUAUACCAAUACACAAUAGAUCUAUGCAGGGGCGGACUGACAACUCAUGGGGCCCCCGGCAAUAGGGGAUCAUGGGGCCCCUGUGUCCUUGCCCAAAUUCAAAAAAGCCUAUGAAAAAGGUACCAGGGGCAUCUCAUGGGGCCCCCUACUGACCCCGGGCCCUCAGGCAGUGCCCGAGUUUCCAAAUGGUCAGUCCGCCCCU